Messenger RNA from Beta vulgaris subsp. vulgaris (sugar beet), 1542 nucleotides. Its product is annotated as zinc finger BED domain-containing protein RICESLEEPER 2-like. NCBI's taxonomy places the organism in Eukaryota, Viridiplantae, Streptophyta, Magnoliopsida, Caryophyllales, Amaranthaceae. The coding region runs from base 1 to 1542 and encodes 513 amino acids. The record is from RefSeq and is a predicted model, not a curated record. Gene Ontology annotation, molecular function: DNA binding. The transcript has 2 exons.
AUGGGGGAUGAUGCUACUAAUUUAACGGGGCCAGAACGUGAUGAUGGGUAUACUGAGUAUGGCGUGCCUCAGCGGCGAAAGAGAAAGAAAAGGUCUAAAGUUUGGAAGGAACUUAUCGAAGGAAAGAAUGCUCAAGGUGAGAGAAUAGCUACUUGCAACCAUUGUAAUUUAGAAUUGUCAGCACAACGUGAUUAUGGCACUUCUCACUUAAAGCGACACUUAGAAAGAUGUUUACUUAGGUCUCUUGAACUUAGGAAUGAGGAUGAUAGUGAUGAGGAUAAUUAUGUGUUUAAUAUGGGUGAGCUUAGAGCAGAUAUUAUUAAUUUCAUAGUAGAAGGAGCUCAUUCUUUUUCUAUAGUUGAAGAAAAUGGAUUUAAGAGAAUGAUGGAUAGAGCUAACCGUAACUUUGUUCCAUUUGGUCGUGCAACUGCAAAAAGGGAUUUAUUGUCUUCUUAUGUGGUAGAAAGGGAUGAAUUGAAAGAUAUAUGGAAACUCCAUAAGAGGGGGAUUGUUAGGUUUAGGGCUUUAGCUCCCCCAUAUGAUGGUGUAAGUAUUGCUACUGAAAUUGCUUUAUUUCUUACUCAAUGGAAGUUGGAUAACAAGAUACUUUCUAUCACCGUAGAUAAUGGAACCUACAAUGAUGUGACGAUAUCUACUUUGAGAAGGCGUCUUGUUCCUAGGGGAGGAUUAGCUUAUGGUGAGUGUUUGUUUCAUGUGAGAUGUUGUGCUCAUAUUGUGAAUCUUGUUGUGCAAAAUGGGUUGAUUUAUAUAAGUGACAUUUUGGAUAAAAUUCGCUCUUUGAUAAAAAUGAUUACUAGAUCCUCUCAUAGAAGUACCGAGUUUUAUGAUUGUGCGGAAAGAACUUUCCACUUGGAUGGGAGAAAGAAAUUGAAUCUUGAUAUGGAAGUUAGGUGGAACUCUACUAAUCAUAUGUUUGGUACUGCACUUUUUUUCAAGGAUGUCUUCAUUCAUUUAGGUUCAAAUUAUGCAUCAUUCAAAACUUUUGUUCCUUUAGAAGAGGAGUGGGAUAAAGUGAGGGUAAUUCAUGACUUUUUAGAGUUGUUUUAUCAAGCUAAUUGCAUGUUUUCAGCUGUUAAACAUCCCACUUCAAACUUGUAUUUUAAAGGUGCAUGGAUGGUGCAUCGUCACUUAGUUGAGGCGGCAAAUGGUCCUUAUGAAUUUCUAAAGGAAAUGAUCCAACCUAUGCUUUCGAAAUUUGACAAAUAUUGGUCAGAAUACAACAUAUACUUGUCUUGUGCUGCAAUUCUUGAUCCGAGGUAUAAGGUUAUGUUUGUGGAGUAUUGUUGUUGUAAGUUAUUCGGUAAUGAUGAGGGUUCAAGAAGAGUUAAUGACGUAUUGACUGCAUUGAUUGGAUUGUAUAAUGAUUACAAGUUGCAAUAUGUUGGCGUCUCACCUGUUGUAGCAUUGCCUUCUCCCUCUUCAAGGUUAGGUACUAAAAAUUAUUUUGAUGACUAUGACCAAUUUGUUAGUAGUAGUAGGUCUCAAGUGGGAAAAUCACAACUCGACAUGUAUUUUAGAUGA